AUGUCCGAUCGAUUGUGCAUUGCUUCAAAUGAGAAAAAUCAGACGCUGAUAUCUGAUACUGACAUCAUGUCCUGCUGCGGAUGGUUUUGCGGUGACGGAUGCGAUGGAGGAUACGCGAUGAGCGCAUGGAGUCAUGUGAUCAGAAAAGGAGCUUGUACUGGAGGAUCAUACGGACAGAGGAACGUGUGCAAACCGUAUCCUUUUCGUCCAUGCGGACAUCACACAAAACACCCAAUUUACGAGCAAUGUCCGAAAGAACGCCAGUCUACACCAAAAUGCAGUUCCAAGUGUUCACCUGAAUAUAAUAAGACCUACAAAGAAGACUUGAUUCAUGCGAAAAAAGCUCACUACUUGGAGACGAGCGAAACAGAAAUUCAAAAAGAGAUAAUGGCGAAUGGACCUGUACAAGCUACUUUCAAAGCUUAUACAGAUUUCCUCACAUACGAGAAAGGAAUUUACAAGGUAAAUAUAAUUUUCUGUUCGUUGCGUAAUUUCCCGUAAUU
Messenger RNA from Strongylus vulgaris, 503 nucleotides. The record is from the annotation of a GenBank genome assembly. NCBI's taxonomy places the organism in Eukaryota, Metazoa, Nematoda, Chromadorea, Rhabditida, Strongylidae.